AUGAACUUUGCGAUUGAGAAGAAGCCUGGUGACUUCCGCCCACAAGGGAUGCGGACCAUCCAGCUGUUCAACUCGGAGGCUCAAGCCAACUACAAGAAGGCGGGUCGGGCUGCAAUGAAGAAUGCUGAAGAGGAUGACAUCAUCCCUAAAGGACAGUGUGGGUCACGAAAGCAGCACCAGUCCAUUGAUCUCGCCCUUUCCAAACGAUUGAUCUGGGACUCGCUCAUCCUGGAACGACGGUCUUCCGGCUGGAUCUCAAACGACGCGAAGUCUUGCUUCGAUCGCAUUGUUCACUGGGUAGCGAAGACGGCCUUGCGGAGAUUCGGCCUGCCGGUCACUGUCACCAACCUAAUGUUUGAUAUCUUGGCAAAGGCUAAACACAGGGUCCGAACUGGCUUUGGCGACUCGGAUCGGACCUUUGGGCCCACGGGCGAUGUUCCCUUCCAGGGCUGCGGUCAAGGCAAUGGCGCAGGCCCGUGCAUCUGGGUUGCAAUCAGUGUCAUCCUCAUUGACGCCAUGGAGGCCGAGGGAUUUGGGUACAAGAGCCAAACUGCCCUCACCAACAAGGAGUUCUUCGCUUUGUGCUUCUGCUUUGUUGAUGACACCGAUGUCAUGGAGUCAAACAACAACGUGGAGACGACUGGCGAAGACCUCCUUCCUUCGGUACAGUCGGCUUUGGACCUUUGGUCGGGUGGCAUCAGUGCCACUGGUGGAGCUAUCAACCCGGCGAAGUCCUUCUGGUGGCUGAUUGAUUUCAAAUGGCGGCCGUCCUCUGGCACCUGGGUGUUUUGCAGGAAGGCUGAAAUGCCUGGCGAACUGACCCUCCAAGACCCUCCUGGGCCGUGGGCGACACUACGACGCCUCCAACCCGAUGAAGCUGAACGGACCCUGGGGGUCAUGAUGGCCCCACUUGAGACCGGAACUGCACAACACCUUGCCCUGCGGGAGAAGGCCAAGAACUG
Cylindrotheca closterium is the source of this 962-nucleotide messenger RNA. The record is from the annotation of a GenBank genome assembly. Lineage: Eukaryota; Bacillariophyta; Bacillariophyceae; Bacillariales; Bacillariaceae.